AUGAUACAGCCCGACGCGCACCCCGCGCUCGCCCUGCUCGUUAAAGAGGUGACACACCCUACACUCACUGUACUCGGCCGCGCUCGCCGCCAAGCGCGCGCUCGGCCGCUACCGCCUGCGCCCCGCCGGCCCGCGCCACAAGAUGAUACAGCCCCGACGCGCACCCCGCGCUCGCCCUGCUCGUUAAAGGUGACCUACCUGUACCCUACGCUCACUGUACUCGUUAGAGGUGACACACCCUACACUCACUGUACUCGGCCGCGCUCGCCGCCAAGCGCGCGCUCGGCCGCUACCGCCUGCGCCCCGCCGGCCCGCGCCACAAGAUGA
Molecule: messenger RNA, 327 nt
Organism: Arctia plantaginis
Lineage: Eukaryota; Metazoa; Arthropoda; Insecta; Lepidoptera; Erebidae
Source: the annotation of a GenBank genome assembly